Molecule: messenger RNA, 2912 nt
Organism: Rattus norvegicus (Norway rat)
Lineage: Eukaryota; Metazoa; Chordata; Mammalia; Rodentia; Muridae
Source: RefSeq, a predicted model, not a curated record
CCCAGAAGAGAGAGUUUGAGGAGCUGUGGGAGAGACACUGCUCCUGAGAGAAGGUUCCAGGUUAGGGGAAGUGGAGCUCAAGGAUACUACCCUGGGAUGCGACAUCUGGACCUAUCCUGGCUGGGACUGGGGCCCAUGUCAGCCUCUCCAUGGCUGCUCCUUUCCUUGGUUGGUGUUUCCUGGUUCUUGACCCGCUGCCUCACCCAGAUAUACACUUUGUAUGCAAAGUGUCAACGUCUCUGUGGUUUCCCUCAGCCACCCAAGAGGAGUUGGUUUUGGGGUCACCUAGGCAUGUCCCCUCCUACAGAAGAAGGCAUGAAGCAGAUGACUGAGCUGGUGGCCACCUACCCCCAGGGCUUCAUGACCUGGUUAGGCCCUAUAGUUCCCCUCAUCACUUUGUGCCACCCUGACAUCAUCCGAUCUGUCCUCAGUGCCUCAGCUGCGGUUGCUCCCAAGGAUGGCAUCUUCUACAGCUUCCUGAAACCCUGGCUGGGGGAUGGGCUCUUGGUGAGUGCCAGUGACAAGUGGAGCCGCCACCGUAGCAUGCUGACACCUGCCUUCCACUUCAACAUCCUGAAACCCUAUGUGAAGAUUUUCAAUGACAGCACCAACAUCAUGCAUGCCAAGUGGCUGCGCCUGGCCUCAGGGGGUAGCGCCCAUCUGGACAUGUUUGAGAACAUCAGCCUCAUGACCUUGGAUACUUUGCAGAAAUGUGUCUUCAGCUUCAACAGCAACUGUCAGGAGAAGCCCAGUGAGUACAUUGCCGCCAUCUUAGAACUCAGUGCACUGGUCGUGAAAAGAAACGAACAGCUGCUUCUGCACAUGGACCUGCUCUACCGCCUCACACCUGAUGGAAGGCGCUUCUACAAGGCCUGCCACCUGGUGCAUGACUUCACCUAUGCCGUCAUCCAGGAGCGACGUCGCACUCUGCCCAAGCAUGGUGGUGAUGAUGUCAUCAAGGCCAAAGCCAAGUCCAAGACUCUGGACUUCAUUGAUGUACUGCUACUGAGCAAGGAUGAAGACGGAAAGGAGCUGUCAGAUGAGGACAUCCGAGCGGAGGCUGACACCUUCAUGUUUGAGGGCCACGACACCACAGCCAGUGGGCUCUCCUGGAUCCUGUACAACCUGGCGAAGCACCCAGAAUACCAGGAGCGCUGCCGGCAGGAGGUGCAGGAACUCCUGAGGGAUCGUGAUUCUGAAGAGAUUGAAUGGGACGACCUGGCCCAGCUGCCCUUCCUGACCAUGUGCAUCAAGGAGAGUCUGCGACUGCAUCCCCCAGUCACAAUGGUCUCCCGAUGCUGCACACAGGACAUUUCUCUGCCAGACGGCCGUGUCAUUCCUAAAGGUAUCAUCUGCAUCAUCAAUAUUUUUGCAACCCAUCACAACCCAACUGUGUGGCAGGACCCUGAGGUCUAUGACCCCUUCCGUUUUGAUCCAGAGAACAUCCAGGCUAGAUCGCCUCUGGCAUUUAUUCCCUUCUCGGCAGGACCCAGGAACUGCAUAGGACAGACUUUCGCUAUGAACGAGAUGAAGGUGGCAGUGGCGCUGACGCUGCUGCGCUUCCGCGUCCUGCCCGAUGACAAGGAGCCGCGCCGGAAGCCGGAGCUGAUUCUGCGCGCGGAGGACGGGCUGUGGCUGCGGGUGGAGCCUCUGAGCGCCCAAGCAUAGUAACUGUCCUACUUUGUCCUGGACUUUUAGUAUGUAAAUAGGCGUGACUCUGCCCAUGUCGAUUGCAAAGCCCAAGCAGUGCUGUCACCCUGCAAGCAGGGGCUGCAAGGAAUCCAUCCAGUGGUCAGAGUUAUGGAGUCCAGCUGGCUGAUUUGAGUCAAAGAUCCCUGACUUCUCUGAAUGACCAACAGCCCCUAACUUAUGGCACUUGGUUCCUUUGUGCUUUUUGCCAACAAAGCUAUCCCAGACUAAAUCAUGUGGCAUCACACUUCCCACCACCCCCUGAAAAUAGGCAAAAGUUAGGUAUUUUUCUUUGUUCAGGGUUUUUUGAAGGCUCACUCCUAGGAUUCCCCUUCCGUUAUGUUUAUGGUGGCCAUCUCUCUUACUUUUACUAUUACCUAUACCUCAUAACGAAAUUCCUCUCCUUGUUUUACAGCAAAGCCUGUCUUUCCUUUAAGGGCAUCAUCAUGUUGUCUCUGACUUACUGUUUUUCAUGCUUUCUUACCUCAAAGUAACCAAAGUUAUGAUGCCCCUUUCCCUAGUAAAGUUAAUUUUUGAAGGGUAAUUUUGCUUCAGCUCCUUUCCUGAACCAACCACAUUUAAUGAACUACCCACAUUUAAGCCUGUUUGGGUAGUUCAUAUUCAAACUAUAUUAUGCCCUACUCACAAUUGCAAAAUUGUGGAAACAGUACAAACACCUACUUUCAAAUGAUUGAAUGGACAUAGCAUUGUAGUUAUACAAUGAGGUGUUCCUCAGCCAUAACAGGAAUAGUUCAUGGUGGAGCCAUCACAUUGCACAAGUCACAAAAGCCAUACACCAAAAUCACAUAUUACCAUUUCUUUUAUGGGAAGUUUAGAGUAGAAACACCCAUAGCAAUCAAAAGCCUGUGAGUGGUCGAUAGAGCUGUGGGGAUGGGGAAAGAGGAAAGACUGCUGAAUGGGAAUACAUUUCCCUCAUGGACUGAUGAAAUGUCUUAGAAAUAGAGCAUGGAGAAGGUCCCAUGUCAUUAAACACUUCAUGUUCAUAUUAUGUGAUUUCCACCUCAAAAAAUAUUUUUAUUAUACAUAGUUUUGUUGUUGAGUUAUUCACACAAAAUGUUAUGAAUAUCCUGUCAUGACACUAAAUUGUUUUAUGAACCUUCAUUAGUCAUCUUUAAAAUAGUAUUAGUUAUUUUUAACUUAAUUGAUUUUCGAGGGACUAUCCUUGGUAUUAGUGCUUUUAAUUAAAGAUCUUUUUAAAACUC